Messenger RNA from Botrytis sinoallii, 939 nucleotides. RefSeq lists its product as uncharacterized. The transcript has 2 exons. The record is from RefSeq and is a predicted model, not a curated record. Bases 1 to 939 code for a protein of 312 amino acids. NCBI's taxonomy places the organism in Eukaryota, Fungi, Ascomycota, Leotiomycetes, Helotiales, Sclerotiniaceae.
AUGAAACAAAAUGGCGCUGAAGGACAUACCGAGCAAGCACAACGCGAGAGGGAAGAUAGUCAGCACGGUGGUGGUGCCAGGUGCUGGUUCCACAAUGACCCAACAGUCGGAAGGCGUAAUUGUUUUGUAUCUAUCACGCCAUUGGAUCCUGCAGAUAGUAAUGAUUCCGCCUGGAGAUCAACAGCCGGAACGCAUGGCGACGAGGACAACAAUCUCUCCAAUGAGCUUCCUAGUCACCUGAGGUCCCCUUACAAAUAUUACAACUCAUAUUGGACACCCUCAUCGCGUCCCUCGCAGUCCUACCCCACAUUCCCACGAUACCCCUCGCCCAACACAACUUCGGCUCCGAGCUCUACUGGUUCUCCAAGCCCCCAGCCCUCCGCACCAGUUAACUUCGGAGCCAUCAGACGCCUCAUGCGACCUUAUCUUUCUCCGCUCCAAUGUCAACCCGGCUCCACAAUAUAUCCCCCGCGAUCUUUUACUUCUCCUCUCCUAUAUCCACCCCGUUCCACAUAUCCAUUAACAUGGCCCAGCGUCAGCUUUUCCCGACCCGCACUCGAGCAAUCCUUCCUCAGGAACGUAACCAGAAACAUGGAUCUCAUCCCCAGCGCCCCCGCCUCCACCGGCCCUCUCAUACCAUUCGAAGGUCCCAGCAUACUCCCCGAAUCGUGGAAAAUCAAGCGACAACCAGCUGCCGACCCCCCUAUUUGCGCGAACUCUUGGCCAAUAUGGUCUUGGAACACCCCCGAUACGCGCAACUGGAUCUACCAAAACCUCGUCACCCAAUGCGGCUUCCAGAAGUCCUACGCUCACAAGAUCGUCAUGGGAUGGGUGGGUGGUGCGGAUACUGUCCGACACAUGACCUUGUUCGAUUGGCAGGUACUUACCACCUCCUAUGAAGCUGGAUGGUAUAUGUUUAAGUUAAUGCGGCGUUGGUAA